This is a messenger RNA of Aplysia californica (California sea hare), 5565 nucleotides long. RefSeq lists its product as uncharacterized. The coding region runs from base 446 to 5470 and encodes 1674 amino acids. The transcript is spliced from 3 exons. NCBI's taxonomy places the organism in Eukaryota, Metazoa, Mollusca, Gastropoda, Aplysiida, Aplysiidae. The record is from RefSeq and is a predicted model, not a curated record.
GUUGAUUCCAGUGGAGAAACAAAGAUGGCGGUGUUGCAGUUUUGUAGUCGUGCCCCUAGACCUAGGCUAGAUCUACAUGUUUUAUUUACCUAUCAACACUAAAUUCAAAGGCUACAGGAAGCAUUGCAGAUUGCUGGCUGUGCAGUGAGAAGUGGCUGGAAGUGAAAGUAACCUGGAUAUGUUGUGUGGUGGUGUGCUGCAGUGUGUCAGUGGCGGCGCUGCUGAGAAAUUUCCGAAUGUCUGAGGUAAAGAAGAUAGUCUCCUCCGUCUCCUCCUGUGAGCUAGCCUGAUCAUGUUUUUUCUGUCCUUGUCUCUGGGAAGCCUGUACGCUCGGUGAACGGCACAGAUGUCUGGAGGAUAGCUGCGGUGGCUGGGUGGUGCAUGAGAGGGUUCGGUUUGAUUUAGUGGUCAGCUCGUAGAUGACGUGACGGACGGACCGGAAGUCAUGGCAGAAACAGCGGACAGUAGUGGACGUCGAGUGCUGGAGUUUGACUGUUUGUCUGGGUUGGUGUGUGUGACUUUGGACCAGCAGUGUGUUCUAACCCAGCGCUUUGAGAGGCAAGUGAGAGUCUCUGUGACUCUUGAUAAGCUGUCUCUGUUUACCACUGUGGAAAAGUCUGACCAGACCCAGGCAAAGGGUGUUCCCUGGGAUGAGGACAUCUCUGGGCUCCCAGACAGUGCUGGGCUCGAUGACCCCGACACAUCUGAUCUCAAGUCGUCGGAUACUGGGUGCAGAGCUGGGAAACUGGAAAAUGGGAUGACGGUGUCGUCUGAAGAUUUGGUGGUAGAGAAUGGGGAUGGAAAUAGAAAUUGUGACAGUGUUCAGGGUGAAGAAGGAAGCCAGUCGCAGAUGUUGCCACGAGCUAAUGUGGGAGAGUUGCAUGACCCUACAGGGCUGGAGGGGGAGAGGAAUGACGGAGCAGGAGGGAAACCGAAGAGACAGGCGAAUCCCUCUCGGAGGAAAAGAAAAAAUGACAGAGAGGAGAAGAGUGGGUCAACUGCUAAGUGUAGAAAGAGAAGCAUCAAGCCCUCUGUGCUGACAGUGGAGGAGGGGGGAGCAGAUGGUGACUCACUGUCUACCAACACCAGGAAGGGCUCUCUUGUGGUGAAGAUAAAGAGAGAGAAAGUGUUCAAGGAUAAUUGUGUACCUGAGCCAGGGGAUAAGGAAACGGUGUCUGGUGAUGGGAAUGGACCUCUCAGGGGUGCAGUCUUGAACCAAAGUCAUGUUAAUGGAAAGAAAAAAAAAGUGAAAAAAUGGGCGGUGGAGAAAGACGUGUGGUGUGAGUUCUGCCACUUGACGUUCAAAAGUCAGCAAGCAUUCUUUGACCACAGGAAGGCCAAUAGGACUGAGCUGAACUGUAAGCUGUGUGGCAAAGUGAUGCCGUUCCGUGCUCACCUCAUGGUGCACAUGCACAAACACAACCGGAGUAUGCUGGAUCAGCUGGCUGUGUCUGACGCAGACACAAGUCAGCUCGUGCUCACUUCGUCCACUUCCAACUCUGCCAGUCAGGAGGAGGAAGGCGGCUCGGAGGAGCUGCACAGCAAGAGAGGGGUUAAGGGUGUUAAGUGUGACGUGUGCAGUGUGGUCGUGUCCAACAUUCCUAUUUUGAAGACACACAUGAUGACUCACACAGGGGAGAUGGCGUACCGAUGCUGUGUGUGCCAGGAAGAGACACAUUCCAUCGCCCGAUUCAACAACCACAUGAUGAGCCACGCCAAGGGCGGUCAGGUACAGUGCAAGGUUUGCAAUCUCUUCUUCCCGUCGCGGGCUGACCUCUGUAAGCAUCAGCUGAGCCACGAGUUCAAAUGCAGUCUCUGUGGCCGCGGGUUCCCCAACAAGACCAGCCGUGCCUUCCACUACAAGAUGGCUCACAAAGAGGACAUCCUAAAGUGCAGCGUUUGUGGGAAGCUGUUCUCCUGCCCGGACGAGCUACAGGCUCACCUCAACUACCACCGCAACCGCACCAAAACCCAGUGCCCCAUCUGUGGCCUGUUUGUGUUUCGCCUGGAGUACCACAUGAUCUCUCACAGCGAGCGAGCAGAAGAUGUCAGCAUGUACACUUGCGGGAAGUGCCAGAAAAAGUUCAAGCAGAAACUGUCCUACCAGAGACAUCUUCAUACACACACGGGAGAUAAACCCUAUGCCUGUAUGGAGUGCCCCAAGAAGUUUGCCCGCAGUAGUGGCCUGCGACGUCACAUGCUCACCCACAGCCAGGAGAAGCCAUUCGUCUGUGACAUCUGCGGGAAGGCGUGCUCGCAGAUGGGGAACUUGCGGAUACACAUGCAGAUCCACAAGGCAGGGGGCGUGUCAGGAGGUGUGUCGGGAGGUGUGGCAACGGCUCAGUGCCCCUUGUGUGACCAGAGCUUCCCCCACAAACACUCACUGCAGGAGCACAUGAACUCUGCCCACUACGCCAAGUUGAGUGCAGUGGAGACCACUCCAUAUAUGCCUCCCACCGCCAAUCCCCUGUCUGAGAGUGCUCACACCAUGGCACACACGUUCUACUCUCUGCGGGACAGUGCGGCAGCAGCAGCAGUUAUGGCUCUACCCACAGAGAAAGAUUUCUUAUUUGAAAAGUUUGAGGUCCGUGGAACUGUCUCUGUGACCAUAGAUGACGACCCUCCAGUUUUGAUUUAUUUCAAGACCAGAGUGAAAAUGGAGGUGAAUAUGGAGGACUUAACAGGUACUGACCCGGCGGUUCAUCGGGAUGGUGUGGCGGUAGCUCAAACCACAGACUCGGGAGACGCUGAGGAUUUUGAGAGGGAGCAUUUAGACGAGCAGAAUGAGGAGGGAGGGGACCUACUCUGUGGUUUGGAGGAGUCUGGUGACUCUUCUCAAGACAAGAUUUCUUUGUCUAACCAGACAGAUGGGAUGGUUCUGAUGGACUCUAGGCAGGCCACGUCUGAUGUGACAGAGGUGGGACGGGCCAUGUCUGAUAUGAUGCAGACUGGACGGGCUACAAUUGAGGGUGAGCAGGUCACCUGUGGUGUAAUGGAGGCCGCGCAGGCUGCUUGUAGUGUGAAGGAGGCAGGAAAGGCCAUGACUGAACUGGUGCUUAGUGUAGAAGACAAUGGGCCAGCCGGCGGCCGUGUUUGGAAAGAUUCCUCUUGUUCUGUGUCAGAGCAAGUUGCAGAUCCUGUUGUUGGUGGACAUGCUGAUGUUGCUGUUGGUGCUACUGUUUCCUCCGUUGCUGACGUCACUGCUAGUGCUACUGUUUCCUCGGCUAAGGCGAUGGGUGUGGUGAAGAGAGAGGCCGUUCAAGGUCGGAGGAGGUCUCAUCGCAUGUCUCAGACAGCGCCAAUUGCUGGAGAUGUGGUUUCUGUCGUGCCAGCACGUUCUGUGACCCGAGCUCAUUCCCUCAGGACUGACGGGCAGGAUAGGGCGAAGACUGCGGCAGCCCUCCGUCCUCGCAAACGACAGAGGGAAGGUGUGGAGGAGAUGAAUGAGGGAGUGAAGAAGAGAAGUGAGAUCGUGAAGGAGAGGAGAGAGGGAGUGAAGGAGAGGAGGAUUGAGACAAAGAGGAAAGUGGUUGCUACCAAGAAGAAAGUCAGCUCUUGUGAUGUUGUGGAGAAGAAGAGAAGUAAAUUGAGCAAAAGUGUUGCUGGUGUGUCUCUGAAGACGAGCAGCAAAAGGAAGAGUACACCUUCCUCCUCCCCGUCCGGUUCUUUCAGUUUCCUGUCAGUAUUUCAGACUUCCCCCAUAAAGACAAAGAUCAAAAAGACGGAAAAACACCAUCUGAAACAAGACAAACCGGGUGAGAAAAAAGUUGUGUCAUCAUCAGCAGUGGGGGCUAAAGUUGCGACGGAUGAAGUAAAGUGUGGGUUUUGCCUCCGUGUGUUUCCAAGCCAGUCCGCCUACCAGGAUCACACGAAAACCCCGCGUUCUGGCAUCUACCCUUGCUCCAUGUGUGCCAGGACUUUCCCAUUCAAAGCAUUCAAACAGGCGCAUGAGAAGACAUUCCACGCCUCAUCGCACAGUGGCCAGGAGUCGACUCUGAAGGAGGCUGUCACUUUCUCAUGUCAUGUGUGUGGUGUCCGACUCAAGCGGAUGGCGGCCUUCAAGAAGCACCUGAUGAUCCACACAGAGGAGUUCUUCUACAAGUGCUGCAUGUGCAGCCGCCAGUUUCUAGAGCCUGGCAGCUUGCGCAACCACAUGUCCUCCCACCAGUCCGGCGGCAUGCUGCGCUGUCGCUGUUGCGAUCAGCUGUUUGCCACCCGCGGAGCGCUGGCCAAGCACAAAUUAGCCACCAUGGAGAUUAAGUGCUACUUGUGUGGGGAAAAUUUCCCCAACCGCACCAGUCGCACGCAGCACUACAAGCGCUUCCAUGAAACGGAGGUGCUGCGCUGCUCCAAGUGCCAGAGUAUGUUCUCGCGGGCCGAGGACUACGCCAAGCACAUGCGGGAACACAACCGCUAUAAGAAGAAGCAGUGCACGGUGUGCGGCAAGUUCUUCUCCCGCCUUGAGCUUCAUGUGGCUGUUCACAAGCGACCCGUGGAGGUGGAGGAGAGCAGCGUGUACGUCUGCGACAAGUGUCCGAGGAAGUUCACUAACCGCUCCUCCUUCCAGCGGCAUCUGAGCACGCACAGCGAGGAGAAAACGUACGAGUGUCCCAACUGUCCCCGGAAGUUCGCCGACUGCGGGGUCUUGCGGAAACACUUGCGGCGGCACUCCACGCUCAUGCCCUACCAGUGUGAAGUUUGUGGGAAGCGGUGCAGGGAGUCUGGGAGUCUCAAAUUACACAUGCGCGUCCAUGCAGAAACCAAACAGUUCCCCUGCCCCGUCUGUCCACAGGCCUUCAACUACAAGAAGUCGCUAGAAAGCCACAUGCGAACUCGCCAUUCCCAGAGCCUGUUGGCGCAAGAUGCUGCUGCCUCCACCAACAGUCAUGUGACGAGUCAUGUGGUGACAGGUGACCACAAGGAGGUGAUAGGGAACAGCGCGGGGGUUCAUCCUCCGGCUUUUGCUGAGAUUGAGGCUAAACCAUUGUACCCCUCCCUCACCUUCCCGUCAGCCGGCCUAGAGCCAACUCAUACUUUACGACCUGUGGACCUGGAAUCAACUCACACCUUACGACCCCUGGACCUAGAAUCGAACCAUACCUUACAGCCAGUCGACAUAGUAUCAGUUCACGCCUUACGACCAGUUGACCUAGAAUCGCACCACCCUCUUAAGCCAAUCGACAUAGUGUCGGCUCAUACCUUACAGCCAGUUGACCUCGAAUCAACUCACACCUUGCAGCCCGUGGACAUAACGUCUAACCACUCCUUACAAACGGUGGAGCAGCUAGGGUCAAAACCUACCGUGUAUGCCGGUGUGGGGAGUCAGUUGAAUGCGCUCAACCCGAUGAGUCUAUCAGUCCCCUACUGCGUCCCGCAGGUCUCUCCCCACCUCAUGGUGGCGAGCCAGGCGCAGGAAGUGACGUCAUCCGUCUCGGCAGACGUGCCCACUGUCAACGUGACCCUUUAUUGAUUGUUUAGGUGGGUGGUCUUUUUGCUUCUGAGUGUUCUAGGGUCUGCUAGGGUAGAAAUAGUUGUUAAGUGUUAAGCGCAUAGAGCGUUCUGUAG